Messenger RNA from Corythoichthys intestinalis (scribbled pipefish), 4181 nucleotides. It is a transcript of the gene slitrk6, whose product is annotated as SLIT and NTRK-like family, member 6. Gene Ontology annotation, cellular component: membrane. The transcript has 2 exons. Lineage: Eukaryota; Metazoa; Chordata; Actinopteri; Syngnathiformes; Syngnathidae. Gene Ontology annotation, biological process: axonogenesis; regulation of presynapse assembly; positive regulation of synapse assembly. Bases 419 to 2947 code for a protein of 842 amino acids. The record is from RefSeq and is a predicted model, not a curated record. Gene Ontology annotation, molecular function: protein binding.
CAGAGCCAAGGCGUCGCAGAGUUGUUAACGCUUUACAACGCUUGGAGAGCAGAACAUGACGGAGCACAUCUUCGGUUAUCGUGGGAUGUGCAUGUGAAGGGAAAAAAAAAACACAUUUGCGUACUUUGAUAUCAUUCCUUCAGACCGGGAACUUUAAACUCAUCCAAAUUCGGAAAGGCGACAGAGGACUUGUAUCGCUCAUCGUCCCGGUAAAGAAGGAGAGUGGACAUUUUAUUUUUAAAUUCCCACCCGUGUGAUAUCGUGUCAGUGACCGGGGCAAGCAGAGACCUGCCGGAGAAAAGAAGUUCACCCUCACUGCGGAGAGACUCGCUUCCGCGCACUGAUGGACUGUGCGCGGCGUCAAUUGGAAUAGCUUCUUUUCCAUCACUUUUUUUCCUCCAAGGUAUCGCAGACCACCAUGUUGCCCCGGGUCAUUUUCAUCAGCUUGUUUUUAAAAGCGGCCCAGUCUCAGGACUCGCACCCCUUGCAACCUUCCACCUCCAUCAGCGAGUCUUGCGAUUCCUUGUGCUCUUGCGAGGCCAAGGACGGCAUUUUCUACAUGAACUGCGAGCAGAGAAACAUCAGCUCAAUCUCUCAAAUAAAAGUUCUAUUAAACGUGCCCUUCCAUUUGAACCUUUACAAAAACGACUUAGUCGAGCUUCGCGCCGAAGAAAUGGAAGCGCUGAAGAACGCCCUUUCCAUACACGUCGGGGGCAACAGCCUACAAGAGCUAGAACCGGGGGUCUUUAGCGCUCUGGGUUCGCUGAAAAAACUCCACAUCAAUCGAAAUUUCCUCGUCACGCUCAAGGAGGACACCUUUCAAGGCUUGGGGAAUUUGGAGUUCCUCCAAGCGGACACCAAUUUUAUCCGGGUCAUCGAACCGGGGGCUUUCAACAAACUGAUCCGCCUAAAGGUCCUGAUCCUUAAUGACAAUUCCAUCGAGUUUUUACCAAAUAACAUUUUUCGUUUCGUGCCUCUCACCCACCUGGACCUUCGCGGCAAUAAGCUCCAGACGCUGCCUUACGUGGGCUUUUUAGAACACAUCGGACGGAUUAUGGAACUACUCUUAGAGGACAACGACUGGGUGUGCGACUGUGACAUUUUGCAUUUGAAAAUAUGGAUGGAAAAUAUGAGAGGGCAGUCGGCCAUUGGCGAAGUGGUUUGCAGCGCGCCGCACAAUUUCAAGGGGACCAUCUUAGCUAAAGUCAAGCGGGAAGUUCUCUGCCCGUCCCAUGCCGACAUCAACUUAGAAGAGCCUUCCAAGUCACUGGAUAUGGUUGUGACGCCGUCAUCCAAGGGAGCCCAGAUUCCCAAGUUGACCGACGCCAAAGACGACGCCAAGCAACCCACGCCGUCUCACGUUCCGGGUAGUCCUUGUGUAGAACAUUGUUCCUGUCACAAUUACCCCGCGGCGGGGUUUUUGAUGCAUUGUCAAGACCGAGGAAUUCAAAAGGUUUCAGAUAUCGGAGUGGCUCCGCAAAGCCCGACUAAAUUGGUCAUGACGGGAAAUAUGAUUCAGAAGCUCUACAGGUAUGAUUUUGUUACAUACGACGGCUUGGAAUUGCUCAAUUUAGCCAACAAUAGGAUCGAAUACAUCGACAACGAGACUUUUCUCAGCCUUAGCAGCUUGAAGAAACUGCAUCUGAAUGGUAACCGGAUUGAAAAACUGCACUCCACCAUGUUUGUGGGUCUUCACAAUCUGGAGUACUUGUAUCUGGAAUAUAACCUCAUCAAGGACAUUGCUCCAGGCGCUUUUAAUCCCCUGCCGAACCUUAAUCUGUUGUCAUUAAACAACAACAUGCUCAGCUCCCUUCCCGCGCAGAUAUUCCGCAACGCGCCUCUCACCAAAUUGAAUCUGAGGAAAAAUCUGUUUAUGCACCUGCCGGUGAGCAACGUGCUAGAUCAACUCGACUCAUUAGAGCAGAUUUAUUUAGAGGACAACCCUUGGGACUGCAGCUGUGACUUGUUUAGCCUGAAACAGUGGGUGGAAAAACUGAGGAAAGACACUGUGGUGGGCUCUAUUUUGUGUCACACGCCUAAAAAAGCCACGCAGUCCGAUCUUAGGAGCCUUCGUCACGAAGCGCUGUGCGCCGGUUUGGGUACGAACUCUUUGCUUCCGGAUGGAGAGGAAAGCGCGACUGCCACGCUGGGCCCUGACGGCGCCGGCAAAGGCCUGCUCAGCUCUCUCACCGACACCGUUCCGCUCUCUGUGCUGAUCCUGAGCCUUCUGGUUUUAGUCCUGAUGAUAAUCUUCUGCUCGGCCGGGCUGGUUGUUUUCGUGGUGCACAGACGGCGUCGCAGAGCGAAAAGAAAAGUGGCAGGCGAUCACCCGAGAGAAACUAGCACCAGCAGCCCCAUUCAUUUACAUUACAGCAUGUACGGGCAGAAAACCACGCACCACACGCUGACCCAAAGGCCCGGCUCGUCCACGUUGUACGAGGAAAGAUCGCACAGCCCCGUGGUGCAGAUAUGUCGCAACCCCACUUACUGCUCUCAGCACAAAGACCACGAUAGCGAUCUGGAUUACGGCCUGGACCAAUCCGGCUCGAAGAACCACGUCUGCCGGAGUAUCAUGGAGAAAGAGAACACCUCCCCGCUUACGGGAAACCCGAAGUUGAAAGCGGCGGCCGGGGAAUGCCCCGCCGAGUUUGUUACGCUCGGAGACCCCAACUCCUUGUAUAGGAAUAUUCUGGAGCGGGAGAAGGAACUGCAGCAGCUGGGAAUAACGGAGUACCUGAGAAAAAACAUGGCCCAUCUUCAGCCUGCUGUCGAAAGGCAGGUCCCGGGGCACCAGGAGGAGUUAAAGUUAAUGGAGACAAUUAUGUACUCCCGGCCGCGCAAGGUCAUGCUCGAGCAAACUAAGAAUGAGUACUUUGAACUCAAGGCCAAUUUGCAUAGCGAGCCAGACUACUUGGAGAUUGUAGAGCAUCCACCGGCAUAUAACUGAGCCCCAGCAGGAAUAGAAAGCGCCCGAGCAAGUGCCUUGCCCUCUUCUACUUUCCGCAGUGUGAAAUAUCUGUUCACUGUGAGUCAAAUUGUAGCACAGAAUGUAAAUGGUUAGCUUUUGACAGCCAUACAAUGUAGCUAAGUGGAAGGUGUACAACGGUACCUCAAGAUAGGAAAUUCAUUCGGACCAGAGUGGCUUUCGUAUUGUGAUUUUUUCCCCCCCCCUACAAUGAAUCUCUUUUUACAUGUGAAUCUCCUAUUUUAUUCCAAGCACAACUAAAACACAACAUUCAAUUUUAUACUAAGGGUAAAACCAGAUUGAAAUAAGAGUCAUAUACAUUUGGAUCAGUGUUGUUUUUGGCAGCCAUUUUAAUUUUACUCUUAGUCUUUUGGAUCAAAAUGCUUUCAAAAUGUGUUAGUUUUAGUCUAGUUUUAGUUGACGAAAACUUCUUGGAAUCUUGGGGAACCUAACGAUUCGAUUACGAUUCAGAGGCUACGAUUCGUUUAUAAAUUGAUUAUUGAUGCACCAAAUCAAACCCCCCGUGUUUAAUGUUUUGUACAUUAGUUCCAAAAUUGUUCAAAAAUCCUCUCAGUCUAAACCAAACUACUAUUUCAGUACUAUUUCAGUAUCAAAACCAGAUUGAAAUAAUAGUCAUAUACAUUUGAAUCAGUGUUGUUUUUGGCAGCCAUUUUAAUUUUACUCUUAGUCGUUUGGAUCAAAAUGCUUUCAAAAUGUGUUAGUUUUAGUCUAGUUUUAGUUGACGAAAACUCCGAAAAUUUCGGACUAGUAUUGGCUGACGAUAGAGGUGAGAAUCUUGGGGAACCUAACGAUUCGAUUACGAUUCAGAGGCUACGAUUCGUUUAUAAAUCAUUAUUGAUGCACCAAAUCAAACCCCCCGUGUCUAAUGUUUCGUACAUUUGUUCCAAAAUUGUUCAAAAAUCCUCUGUCUAAACCAAACUACUAUUUCAGUAUCAAGUUAACAGUUCAAAACAGUAUAUGAAAUACUCAAGUCCCCAUUCUGUGUCAGCAGCUUUAAUAAACUACAUUCAAUUAAUUUAAUGUUGUGAAUCAACCGUUAAAGUUGUUAAAAUUGCUCCCGCCUAGGUUCCCUUCUGUCUUACUUUCGACAUGUGAAAGUUUUAAAACUGUUUCAUCAGAAAGAUAGAUUCAAGUCCAGAUUUUGCCGAUUUAGGAGUAUUUUAGAUAAACAGUUACUCAGGUUCGCUAGGAAGGU